This is a messenger RNA of Carassius gibelio (silver crucian carp), 1122 nucleotides long. RefSeq names its product aminoacylase-1-like. The transcript is spliced from 6 exons. Bases 97 to 762 code for a protein of 221 amino acids. NCBI's taxonomy places the organism in Eukaryota, Metazoa, Chordata, Actinopteri, Cypriniformes, Cyprinidae. Gene Ontology annotation, molecular function: aminoacylase activity. The record is from RefSeq and is a predicted model, not a curated record.
UAUUUUGAAGCAAAUUAAACAUUGCAUAACACAGAUCCAUUGGUGCUUUUGCUUCAGUAUUACCAGUUCUGCAAUAAAAGCCACUUGGUGUUUUUAAUGUUUUGUCACAAAGGAAUGGAGACAUUUGUGAAACUUCCUGAAUUUCAGAAGCUGAACAUUGGUUUUGCUCUUGAUGAAGGUUUGGCAAACCCAACCAAUGCCUAUACUGUCUUCUACGGAGAAGAGAACCCCUGGUGGAUCACAUUCCACUGUCCAGGAAGUCCAGGUCAUGGUUCCAGGUUUGUGGAGAACACCGCAGCAGAGAAACUAAAAAACAUGGACCAGAAUUUCACAUCCACAGAGGAGAGCGACCCCUGGGGGCAUGUGUUUAGCUCCACCUGCAAAGCCAUGAACAUGACUGUGAAAAAGGAAAUCUUCCCUGCUGCCACAGACAGCCGCUUUAUCAGGGAAGAGGGUCUUCCUGCCAUUGGCUUCUCUCCAAUGAAUCUCACUCCCAUCCUGCUUCACGAUCAUAAUGAGUAUCUGAAUGAGCAGGUGUUCCUGCGGGCCUUCCAGGUGUAUGAGUGUCUGGUCCCGGCUCUGACCAGUUUGUCACCUCUCUCGCUCCUCCUCUCCUGGUUCGGUGUCUCACAGCUGCUUCUGCUCCUCACGGUUCUGAGUAAAGGGGCUGAUUUCCGCACAAAUGUAUCGGACAUAACACCAAAGAAUGGGCUGAUCCCAUAUAAUGAAGAUCACCGUUAUGUUUGUUUUAACUCAGCUUAAAAUGCUUCUAAGUCUUAUUUGUUAGCUGAUAUCCACAAGUAGGAGCUGAUUUGAACUUUUGUUUUAAUUCACAGUUUUCAAGUUAAUUCAUAAUUCAAGUGUAAAUUUAACACACUUAAAUUAGGCAGUUUGUGUCUCCAUAUAUGAAAAAAGAAAAUAAUUUCAGAGACUGAAACUGAAUAGCUGUGCUUGCUAUAGAUGCAUUAUAUCUUUUAAUACAAAUGAUUCUGAUGCAAACAUGUAGUUAUGUAUACUGAAAAUGUGUAUGGGUCAUUGGUUUCUAUGAGAUUUACAUUGCACAGUAACUACAAUUAGAAAGAGUAACAUUUAAUCUCAACAUUGAUGGUUGGCUGGUGCUAC